Molecule: messenger RNA, 1371 nt
Organism: Pichia membranifaciens NRRL Y-2026
Lineage: Eukaryota; Fungi; Ascomycota; Pichiomycetes; Pichiales; Pichiaceae
Exons: 1
Biological process (GO): transmembrane transport
Cellular component (GO): membrane
Molecular function (GO): transmembrane transporter activity
Source: RefSeq, a predicted model, not a curated record
AUAAGAAACGUGGUUCCGCUAGAAAAAAGAAAUGUUUUCGUGGUAUACACCCUAAUACUUUUGGCCACCUCACUUGAUAACAUGAAUACUUCCGCUGCCUUUACGAUGUCAAACGAUAUCGAGAAGGCAUUCAACACCGACUCAUCUACAGCCAGUUGGGUGUUGUCUGGUUAUGCGCUUACACUCGGUUCAUUCAUCCUAAUUACGGGGAAACUAGCUGAUGUCAUCGGACCUCACAACAUUUUCUUGGCUGGGUUGGGUAUCAUAUGGAUAUGUUCUCUCAUCUGUGCUUGCAUCCCACAUACCUCGAUUGUUGCCUUGAUUGUGUUCAGAGCAUUGAAGGGCAUUGGUGCAUCAGCGUUAGUUCCAUCAACAGUAGCUAUAGCUGCUAACUACUUUACGGGAGAUUAUGCAAAAUACUUGAGUCCUGCACUUGCAGGAUUUCUAAUUGCACUAACGGGUGUUUUCGGUGUUGGUGUUACGUUGGGUGGUGCAUUUUCUGAGACUAACGUUGGAUACCGAGGCUUCUUUUGGUUCGUGUUUGCAUAUGCCUUCGUUAUCGACUUGACCUUACUUUUCAUCAUCAUACCUGUGGAUAAAACGGAGGGCCAUAAAAGAAUGAAACUAAAAAACAUCGAUUUUUUUGGUGGCUUUCUAGUAAUUACAGGGGUGUUGUUGAUUAUUCUUGGUUUAACAGAAGGAGCCGAAAAUUGGAGGAGUCCAAAAGCAUACGUUCCCCUAAUUGUGGGGGUCUUCACAUUCCUCUCAUCGUUGGGCUUUGAAACUAUAUAUUUGAAGAGGUUUCAAAGAAAAAACCAAAAUUUGGACAAAUCUGCCGACUGGAGGCUUCAAGUUGAAUUGCUAUUCCCACCUGAGAUAAUCAAAAUACCAAACUUCUUACCGAUUCUUAUACAAUGUGGAAUGUACUAUGCCACUUUUUCGAUGGUUAUGGUAAUCGGUAUCAACUACUAUACUUACAUUGAAAAAGAGAGCCCCAUAAUUGUGGCAAUGAAGGUGUUACCCCUUCCUGUCGGCAUGGUGUUUGGUGCUCUAGUAUACAGGGCUUCGUACUACAACAGAGUGGGAUUAAAAAACAUGCUUAUUCUUUCUUCUCUAUUAACACUAGGAAUGGCCAUUUGGUUUUCUCGUAUCACUUAUAAGACUAGUCACUCAUAUUGGAAGUAUGGUUUCAUUUCUCUAUUCAUAUACGGCUAUGGAAUUAACAUGUUCUUCAACAUCUACUAUUCGGUUGUUGUGUCCAACACUCCAUUACAUCUCCAGGGAGUUGUUAAUGGGAUAUUUCAGACAUGUGGACAGGUUUUGCUUGCCAUAGGAAAUGCCCUAGUUCCCUCCAUUUUGGGGAACUUGGAG